This is a messenger RNA of Thlaspi arvense, 849 nucleotides long. NCBI's taxonomy places the organism in Eukaryota, Viridiplantae, Streptophyta, Magnoliopsida, Brassicales, Brassicaceae. The record is from the annotation of a GenBank genome assembly.
AUGGCGGAAUCCGACUCGGCCUGCACCUGGGUCGGCGUCCGGUGCGACGCCAAUCGCUCCUUCGUCCAAUCUCUCCGACUCCCCGGCGUCGGCCUUGUCGGUGAAAUUCCGGCGAACACGAUCGGGAACCUGACCCAGCUCAGAGCUCUCAGCCUCCGAACAUUAUCGAAAUUUCCCAAAUCUGCAUUCGCCGGAAACAUCAAUCUCUGUGGCGGACCGUUGCAGCCCUGCAACAGCUCAUUCUUUCCCUCUCCGGCGCCGUCACCAUCUGUAAUUGUGCCACCAAGCCCACCUCACAAAAAGUCCAAAAAGCUCUCCACAGCCGCCAUUAUCGGAAUCUCAGGGUCAACAACGGCCAGAGGGCCGAAAACACCGAAACCACCAGUAACGGCGAGGGGGGCCGCGGAGGGUGCUGCGGAUCCCGGGACCUCGUCCUCGAAGGACGACGUGACCGGCCUUUCGGCCGAGGGAGAGAGAAACAAGCUGCUUCGAUUUGGAGGAUCUAUUGAGAGCUUCUGCGGAAGUUUUAGGGAAGGGAAGCGUGGGAACGUCGUACAAGGCGGUGCUGGAGGAGGGAACGACGGUGGUGGUGAAGAGAUUGAAGGACGUGGUGGUGACAAAGAAGGAAUUCGAAACUCAGAUGGGGUUUUAGGCAAAAUCAAGCACAAUAAUGUUCUUCCUCUCAGGGCUUAUUACUACUCCAAGGACGAGAAGUUGCUUGUCUUCGAUUUCAUGCCUGCCGGCAGCUUAUCCGCUCUUCUUCAUGGUGAAUCUCACUUUCUCUCUCCGCCUCUCUCUCUAACAUUACAAUUCGAGCUACAUUUUCGGCUUUCUGCAUUUUUGCGGUGA